ACAGAUUAACAAAAUUUUCCUUGUAGCUACUAGUUUUCUAGGCUCAUCAGGUCAAGAAGAAUUACUCACUCAACGAUUGAAAAAUAUGGAGUGUCAGAGCUGAUUAAGACUGAAGAUUUUAUACAGACUUUGACUCUUAUGCUUAAUCAAGCAGUUGAAAUCAACCAUUAUUCUACUGUUUUUGGUCAGCUUUUACCUUUGUGCCUUCAGUGUCCUCGAGAAGUUGUUAAAAAAAUUACAACACAGGCUGUUGAAAACUCAGGACAAAUACCAGCAUUAAUAGAGAUGUUGGAAGCAAUACCAGGAGUCUGUCAUUACAACGGUUCUGCCUCUUCAUGUGAAUGUUUGAUUGAAAUCUUGAAAGACGUCAUUAUCAAUGCUGAUCUGUCUAUAACAUCUCUGGAACAGAACAUUAUUACUUUUGUUCAUACACUGUUACAGAGACAGACUGAUAUCUUAUCAGUUAACCAGUUUCUUGAGGAGUGUGUAUAUCCAUUCCUGGAUCAUUCCUUACCUGAUUGUUAUGUGGAACUUGCCCUUAAACUCUUAUUGGUGAUUUGUGACCAAAAUAACCAAGUCAAUACAUCAGUCUAUUCAUCAAUGAAAAAUGUAAACUUUGCUCCUCUUGUAUAUUGUCUUUGUCAGUUAUUGAACAACUGUAUCUUAGAAUGGAAUGGCCAGAGAAAAGAUUUAAUUUUGAACUUAUUAAAUACAGUUCUUCAAUUAUCCAGAGAUUCAGAAUUUCUGUUGAUAGAAAGAGGUAAGACUUGGAUUGCUUGGAAAGUCAGAAAUUUUCAUCCUGCAGUGUUCCUGUACUUCCAGUUUUUUGCUAGUCUACCAUGUACUGAUGUUGAGAUUCCAUCCACCAUGGAGAUCUUACUGGUACGUGCACUGCUGAGCCAGGUUACUGUAAAGGAAAUUGCUUUACAUUUGUUAGAAGUUCCUGCAGGGCUAAAAUAUCCAACUUUAAUUGCAAACCUCAUAAAGGUUAUGGUACACAGCACAAACAAAGAAUGGAAAACUUUAGUUCAACUUUUAUAUCAAAUCACAGAGAGAGUGGAAUUUGAUAUAUGGUUAAACAAAGGAGCAAAUUUUCACAGUAAAGUUUUGCAUAUGCUGGUUGAUGGAUUAUUGCUGAUUAGAAGUAUGAAAGAUGAUGGUUUGCUGUGGUCAUUUCUGAUAGGAUGUCUGGGAAAUGCUGUAAAGGAUAUACCAGGUAAAAUAGCAUCAGUAGAAAUACUUUGUGAAGUCUGUCGCCUUGCAAGAAAUGUUCCUGCAGGUUUUGAACCUCAAAUUGUAUCUUGUCUUCUUGAUGUUCUUAAAUUACCAAAUUAUCAGGUGCCAGAUGAUCUCAUGGUCUCAGUAGUAAGAACAGUUCCUUGGAGUGAAGAUGUAAAUUCUUUCCUUCUAAAAGUAGAAUCUUUCAAUAAAAAGGAAUUAGUUUAGUGUGUGAAAUUAUUUAAAUUGUACCAAAAAAUUUCUUCAUAAUUAGGAAGUAUUUUUAAAUCAACCAUGUAUUUAAAAAAUGCUCAUUGAUGUUAUUGUUUUUUCAAAGUUUCGAAUAGAUAAAUCCUACAAAUUCAAAAUUAUUUCAUUUAAUGACCAUUAUAAAAAGCUCUGUCAAGAUAAUUAGAUAUUGUGGUUAUUAGUUGUACUUUGCUACUACAUCUUUCCAGUUUGUCUCUAUUUUUAACCAUAUUAAGUACUGAAAGACAUCCCCUCCCCCCUCUCUUCAAAUAGAAUAUAUUUUUUCAGAUAGAUGCUGUGAAAAUAAAAUGCACUUAGAAAUGAAAUAAGGAUUGACAAAUACAAACAUAAAACUGCAUUACACGCCUACUUAAAAAAAAAAAGGAAAAAAGAGGUAAACACUGGCAAAAGUUAUAUUUAAACAGCAUAAAUGUAACCACCAGACAUAGUAUGUUAUACUUCGUCUAAUAUUUGCCUUAUAUCCCCAUUUCUGAAGUCUGUGAUUAUUUUUAUAUCAUUUAUUGCAUCACCUGUACUUUAGACAGGUGUUGCACCAGUUAAACAAUGUUGAAACGUUUAUCUUAUUACUGAAGCAUUGAUUAGUUUAUCAUCAGCUAAACACAAGCCCCCAUCCCCAAUGGCUCAGUGAUAAGCCUGAAUGCUUUGAUGCUAAAAUCUGGGUAUUGAUACCCUUGGUGAACACAGCACAGAUAGCCAUUUACAAACAGUCAGCUAAUCAAUGUGCAGUUGCUUUGAUGUUACAAAACAUACACUGCUAUGCUCUAAUAGUUAUUAACCAGUUUAUUUAACAUGUCAAAAAGAAGUUUCAUAGCUUUUCUUCUGCUGUACAGUGUAUAACAAAAGUUAUGCUUCUCUAUGCUAGUUUGUAAUUUUGAUGCAAAAUUUGUCAAAAAAUAAUAUCUAGAUAAGUCAUUUUAGUAUGCACAAAAUUAAAACAUUUCAUUAUAAAGAGUUGCAUUUUGUAAUGUUUUGUUCUAGGCUAAGCUUAGAAAUUAAAGCAAAAAAUGAACUUUUUCAUAAAAAUCAGUCUAUAUAGUUAGGUUCGUUAAUAAUUUUCGGCAAUGUGGGCAAGAGUCAAAGAAUUUUACUGACUAAUUCGUAACUUAGUGACCCUUGACUUGUAACUUUUUGUUUUUUUAUUAAGCACAAAGCUACACAAUGGCCUAUCUGUGCUGUGCCCACUGUAAGUAUUGCAACAUGAUUUUAUAAGCACUAAGAUCAAGGGCAACUCAUCAAUAAAAAAUUACAAAAAAAUAUCUUAUAUUAUUAUUUAUAAAUACAGACUGGAUGUAAAGAAUACUUUGAAUGCCAGAAUUUGGCAAGUAAUUAAGUGUAUCUGUUGCAAAAUAUACAUGUAAAGGAAAAUUAUUUUAAAUAAACAUGCAGACUAAUAGACCCCAAUAAUUAUACACAACAUUCUAAUGGUUACACUAAAAGAAACAAUUUGGUGUGUUGUAUUCAAUAUAUAAAUGAUAUAUGUUUAAUUUUCUUUUUCAGGGAUUAUUGUACUGUUCAAAACAAGUUUUUUACAAGCUUUUAGACUUAAAAAAUAAAUGUCUGUAUGUAAAUAAGUUAAGAGGAAGGUAGAGAACAUUCACAAAAACUGAAAACAUUGGGCAAUACAUUGCAUAUUAUCAAAAGUUAAAGGGUCAAUUAUAAUUUCUUGCACCUAUGAUUGAACAAAAUAACAAUACUGGUGGAGUUCAUUGUGCACAGAAAGAUAUGAAUAGUAGUUUAUAAUCUGAUAUCUAAAUGUAUUCAAAAAGUAAUAAAAAAGCAUAUUUUCAGUUGUUU
Messenger RNA from Limulus polyphemus (Atlantic horseshoe crab), 3282 nucleotides. RefSeq lists its product as uncharacterized. Bases 139 to 1446 code for a protein of 435 amino acids. Gene Ontology annotation, biological process: spliceosomal snRNP assembly; rRNA processing. The transcript has 11 exons. Lineage: Eukaryota; Metazoa; Arthropoda; Merostomata; Xiphosura; Limulidae. Gene Ontology annotation, cellular component: SMN complex. The record is from RefSeq and is a predicted model, not a curated record.